Molecule: messenger RNA, 1371 nt
Organism: Leptonychotes weddellii (Weddell seal)
Lineage: Eukaryota; Metazoa; Chordata; Mammalia; Carnivora; Phocidae
Gene: ZFP36
Product: ZFP36 zinc finger CCCH-type
Molecular function (GO): mRNA binding; metal ion binding
Source: RefSeq, a predicted model, not a curated record
CGGCUCCGCCAUCCAACCGCAGCCUGAUUCCAGCGCUCCCACUUUUGGCCGACUCCGCAGCCCAUCGGCGUUUCGCGCCGCCAUGGAUCUCGCCGCCAUCUACGAGAGCCUCCUGUCGCUGAGCCCUGACCCACCAUCUGACCACGGAGAGACCGAGUCCAGCCCGGGCUGGGCCUCCUCCGGGCUCUGGAGCCUCAGCUCAUCCGACAGCAGCCUGGCUGGGGUGGGUGCCCGCCUGCCUGGCCGCUCCACCAGCCUGGUGGAGGGUCGAAGCUGUGGCUGGGUGCCGCCACCCCCAGGCUUCGCCCCCCUGGCUCCCCGCCCAGGCCCUGAACUGUCGCCCUCACCCACCUCACCUACUGCAACCCCCACCACCUCAUCCCGGUACAAGACUGAGCUAUGUCGGACCUUCUCAGAGAGUGGGCGCUGCCGCUAUGGGGCCAAGUGCCAGUUUGCCCACGGUCUGGGCGAGCUGCGCCAGGCCAGCCGCCACCCCAAGUACAAGACCGAACUCUGCCACAAGUUCUACCUCCAGGGCCGCUGCCCCUACGGCUCACGCUGCCACUUCAUCCACAACCCCAGCGAAGAUCUGGCCGCCCCAGGCCACCCCCAUGUGCUGCGCCAGAGUAUCAGCUUCUCAGGCCUGCCCUCCGGCCGCAGACCAUCACCACCACCAGCAGGCCUGGCAGGCCCUUCCCUGUCCUCCUGCUCCUUCUCUCCCUCCAGCUCCCCACCACCACCACCUGGGGACCUUCCACUUUCACCCUCUGCCUUCUCUGCCGCCCCUGGGACCCCGGUGGCCCGAAGGGACCCCACUCUGGCCUGUUGCCCCUCCUGCCGAAAGGCCACCCCCAGUAGCGUCUGGGGGCCCUUAGGUGGCCUGGCUCGGAGCCCCUCUGCACACUCGCUGGGAUCUGACCCUGACGAAUACGCCAGCAGUGGCAGCAGCCUGGGGGGCUCCGACUCACCUGUCUUCGAGGCUGGGGUUUUUGGGCCACCGCAGCCGCCUGCAGCCCCCCGGCGACUCCCCAUCUUCAACCGCAUCUCCGUUUCUGAGUGACAAGUGCCCACCCAGUACAGACCAGCUGGAUCUCAAGGGGGCCAUUUCUCUUUUGCCGCGGGCUCCACAGGGGCCCUGGGGGCUGUGGGAAACUGCGGGACUCAAUCAAGUAGCCUCCCCGCACUUUCCAAAGUGCAUUAACCCACUCCCCUGACCCCACGCUGGGGCAGGUCCCCAGUGUACAAGCUCGGUGUUGGUGGUGUUGGCGGAAGGAGAGUUUUCCGGGGUCUUGUAAAAAAAAAAAAAAAUGUAGCAGAUUUGAGGAAGGCAGUGAGCCCUCUACCCACCCCUCCCUUUCCCAAUGCUGUGAA